This is a messenger RNA of Prorocentrum cordatum, 347 nucleotides long. Lineage: Eukaryota; Dinophyceae; Prorocentrales; Prorocentraceae. The record is from the annotation of a GenBank genome assembly.
GUCUUCGUCAUGCAGAAGGGCCGCUUCACCAUGGACCUGUCGGCCCAGCUGCUGGCCCUGGAGGACGCGGCGGGCCCGGACUCGCGGGCGCGGACGGUCGUGGUCUUCACGCACUGCGGCACGGAGACCACGCCGGAGCUGCUGCGGCGGUGCCGGCAGAGCUGCAACGACCGCCUGCGGGACAUGGUGAACCAGUACCCUGCCGUCGUUGGCGUGGACAGCCUGCAGCCCGGCCGCGCCGAGGAGGACCGCGCGGCCGUGAUGGGGGCGGUCACCGCGGCGUACCGCAAGGCGCAGGCCGCGCUGCGCCCGGCCGCCCCCGUGGACGUCCGGCGGGAGCUCCAGGA